CUUAGCUACCAGCGUGCUAGCGACACUGGCACAUUAUGAAGGAUGUUUUUUGUUAUUAAAAAGAUGGUCAUGUAAUUACAUAUUAAUUUGACAGCUAGCUCUCACCCAUGCUCUAGUAUCAAUGUGAUUUGUGUCUCAAUUUGAACCAUUUAACAUAAGUCGUAAGUUAUUUUAGCUAGUCAACUUGUUCACGUUGUCCAUAUUUCCAUGGUAUGGUGCUAACGUUAGCUCUAGCUCUAGCUACACUCGAGGUCCCCAGCACAGACAUAGAAAAAAAUGGCGGACGACACCAGCGCAGCAGCGGACAGGAACGUGGAGAUAUGGAAGAUAAAGAAGUUGAUCAAAAGUCUGGAAGCAGCAAGAGGGAAUGGCACAAGUAUGAUUUCCCUUAUCAUCCCGCCGAAGGACCAGAUCUCCAGAGUGGCUAAGAUGCUGGCCGAUGAGUUUGGUACAGCCUCCAACAUCAAGAGCAGAGUCAACAGGCUGUCAGUUCUGGGUGCCAUCACGUCUGUCCAGCAGAGACUCAAGCUCUAUAACAAAGUGCCUUCCAAUGGCUUAGUUGUCUACUGCGGAACUAUAGUGACCGAGGAGGGCAAAGAGAAAAAAGUUAAUAUUGACUUUGAGCCUUUCAAACCUAUCAACACCUCACUUUAUCUUUGCGACAACAAGUUCCACACAGAGGCUCUCACUGCUUUGCUAUCAGACGAUAGCAAGUUUGGUUUCAUUGUAAUUGACGGAAGUGGCGCGCUCUUCGGGACUCUACAGGGCAACACCAGAGAAGUGCUGCACAAGUUCACUGUGGACCUACCGAAAAAGCACGGAAGAGGAGGCCAGUCCGCCCUGCGUUUUGCUCGCCUGCGAAUGGAGAAGAGACACAACUACGUGCGCAAGGUGGCGGAGACGGCAGUCCAGCUCUUUGUCUCUAACGACAAAGUCAACGUAGCCGGCAUGGUCCUGGCUGGUUCGGCUGACUUCAAAACCGAGCUGAGCCAGUCGGACAUGUUUGACCCGAGGUUACAAGCAAAGGUGUUGAAGCUUGUGGAUAUCUCAUACGGAGGAGAGAACGGCUUCAACCAGGCCAUCGAGUUGUCAGCUGAGGUGCUGUCCAAUGUGAAAUUUAUUCAGGAGAAGAAACUAAUAGGACGAUACUUUGACGAGAUCAGCCAGGACACAGGCAAGUACUGCUUUGGGGUAGAAGACACUCUAAAAGCCCUGGAGAUGGGAGCUGUUGAGAUUCUCAUUGUCUAUGAGAACCUGGACACAAUGAGAUACAUCCUUCGCUGCCAUGGUGCAGAGGGAUUGGCAAUGGAAAAUGAUGAGAAGACUUUGUAUUUAACGCCGGAACAAGAGAAAGACAAAUCUCACUUCACAGACAAAGAGACAGGACAAGAACAUGAGCUGAUUGAGAGCAUGCCAUUGCUCGAGUGGUUUGCCAACAACUAUAAGAAGUUUGGAGCUACUCUUGAGAUUGUCACAGACAAGAGCCAGGAGGGAUCCCAGUUUGUAAAAGGUUUUGGUGGAAUUGGAGGGAUCUUGCGGUACAGGGUUGAUUUUCAAGGCAUGGACUAUCAAGGAGAGGAUGAUGAAUUGUUUGACUUGGAUGACUACUAGGUAGUCAAGACUGACUGUUGGAAGCAAAGAAAAAUUAGGAAAAAUAAAAGCCUUUCACUGACGUGAGAGACUGAGUGGAGAAAGGACCAAGCAGGGGGGCCAGAACACCAAGCAAGUGACAUUUGUGAAAAUGUACAGUACAUGAACAUAUCCCUAACUCUGAACAGGGACUCUCUCUCCUGGGCAGUCGAGCAUGGCCCUGGCUUGUUGUUCUCACCACAUGAAUGACACAUUAAGUGACUUGACAAAUAAAUAAAAAAAAGAAAAACAAUUUCUGACUGCUUGACCACUGAAACAAAUUAUAUUUUUAUCUAUGAUGUUCCCCUCCUUCCUUCCCCACUUUCAAUGUCCCUUUUUUAUUGAUUCCUGAUGCUGUUGAAUUCUACGACAUACGGAUGAUGAUCAUUUGUCUCACUAAUCAAACAUAUGUGGAGAGCUGGAAUAAUCAUUAAAUUUCCCGCAUACAGUC
Hypomesus transpacificus is the source of this 2080-nucleotide messenger RNA. Its product is annotated as eukaryotic peptide chain release factor subunit 1-like. The transcript is spliced from 10 exons. NCBI's taxonomy places the organism in Eukaryota, Metazoa, Chordata, Actinopteri, Osmeriformes, Osmeridae. Gene Ontology annotation, biological process: cytoplasmic translational termination. Gene Ontology annotation, cellular component: cytosol; translation release factor complex. The record is from RefSeq and is a predicted model, not a curated record. The coding region runs from base 277 to 1611 and encodes 444 amino acids. Gene Ontology annotation, molecular function: translation release factor activity, codon specific; sequence-specific mRNA binding.